AUGAACGUGUUGGAGCUGCUCCGCCAGCGCGUGCCCCGCUGCUGCGUGCCACUGAGAGCACGCACCUGUCGCGCUCGCGCUCGGGGUGUGAGCGCAUAUGGAAGUGGCAGGUGGCGAGAACGUGCGCCGCUCGCGCCGUUCAGCCCACUUAGCGCCAGAGCUGCUCGCGUGGCCCGCGGACACGCUGCAGCUUCCCGCAAAACAGGGCGACUGAAAUUGAAGAUGCGUCUGAAAAGCGGGGAUUCAAACGACUGGGACAAUAUGAGCAGGAGGCUGACAGAUUUUACAGGAAAGAGGAGACACUGUCCCAUCAAGGGACGAAACGACCUCCAUCACGUCUCGUACAAACGCUUCAGGAGGCGGAUCGUCCAGGGGAGCGGCCGUGAGGGUCCUGCUGCGAGUACACCGCUGGCCACUGGGCGGCAGUGUGAGCCCAGCUUUGAGUUUGAUCCCGUCUGUCAGAGGCUGCAGCUGGAUUCCCCACCCAGACACCAUGAGCCAGAACAGAGGGACCUGCGGGGAAGCCUCCAAGAGGCAGCGUCGGCAGGAGGCGAGUCCCGUGACGUGGCUGUCACACCACCGAAGACGCCACGCACCAUCACUGCCAGGAGACGGCCUGCCACAGAAAAUGCCUCAGAACAGGGAUUUGUGUGGCGAGCUGCAGUUCAAGAACAUGCAAAUACUCGACGGGCUGUUUCUGAUGAGAGACGUACUGAUUUGCAGCCAUUUGCUGUUCUGGACAAAACCUCUGUGAGUCUGCAGGGAAAGCCGUUGAUGAAGCUGGCGGCACCAUCGCUGCUGAACGACUACUACACCAGUCUUCUCGACUGCAGUUGUAACGGCAUGAUCGCAUUAGCCCUGGGCUCUUCUGUUUACCUUUGGAAUUCAGAAACUCGUGCCCCGGUGGGACGUUUGGACCCGAGCCCGCAACCAGGAGCGUCAGACCUUCGGUCCAUCUCAUGUCUGUGCUGGAGCAGAGGUGGCAGCGCUCUCUGCAUUGGGACCAGGCGAGGGGAGAUACAGUUGUGGGAUGUUGAACGCAAGCAGAACGUGAGGUCUCUGCCAUCUCACUCGUCUGUGGUCAGAGCUAUUUCCUGGAAACAGCAGUUACUCAGCAGCGGCUCUGCUCUCGGACGCAUCCAUCACCUCGACCCCCGGGCUCCUGCACCUCUGGUGGGUGCAGCCGUGCAGAAGGAGGGGAUCUGCAGCCUUGAGUGGUCACCAGGGGGCGACUGGCUGGCCAGCGGCUCCACAGAGGGCCUUCUCUGUAUAUGGGAUAGUAAUGUCACAGGGCUCACAGGGUCACACCAGCCGGUCACUACAAUGAAGCAGCCCAGUGCUGUUAAGGCAAUGGGAUGGUGUCCAUGGCAGAGGAAGACGAUCGCCACCGGAGGGGGGUGGAAAGAUGGCGAGCUGAGAAUGUGGGACGCAGAUUCAGGGACUUGUCUGACUUCUGCCAACACUAAUUCACAGGUGUGUUCUCUACGAUGGGCUGAAAAGAAGAGGUGUCUGCUCACAGGUCACGGCCUCCCUCAGCACCACCUCACCUGCUGGACCUGGGAGUUUCCCUCCCUCAGCCCCACCCACCAGCUCACAGGUCAUUCUCAGCGAGUCCUGCACUUGGCCUUAAACCCAGACAGUACGCAGAUUUUCUCUGCUGGAGCAGACCAGCGCUUUCACAUCUGGGACAUGUGAUUAUCAGCUUCACCGAACAUGGAGAAUGAAUGUGGCUGGCAUUCAGUCACACCUGUGUAAAACGUGUCGUGUCCACGCACAAGAAGCUCAUUUUCUCGGUAAUGCCAUUGUGGCGAGAAUGCACAUUUCCUGUCCCCUUCUCUGAAACAACCACAAUGGCGCUUACCAAGCCUACCACAGUCAAGCUUAUUGUCACUCUAAUAAAGUGCACGCACCACAACUGAAGCGCUUUUCUGUCUCUUUUAGGGUAAAAUGACAUAUUAAGAAUUUACUCAAAUCCUAUACAAUAUACUACUUACUCUUUUUUAAUGGAGUUUACUUGUUUCUGAUUGAAAUAUGGAUAAGAGGGAAUUCAUGUAAUAAAAUUCAAAGUCAGCCAGUUGACUGAGGAGUUAACUGGAGGACUGCACUGAAGCUGAGGUGCCAGUAGAACAAAAGCUUGGUUAACCUGGAUUUUCGCAGCCUUUCUGGACAGAAAGCAGCUAAAAAUUCACUGUUAUCGU
Molecule: messenger RNA, 2198 nt
Organism: Chelmon rostratus (copperband butterflyfish)
Lineage: Eukaryota; Metazoa; Chordata; Actinopteri; Chaetodontiformes; Chaetodontidae
Product: cell division cycle protein 20 homolog B-like
Exons: 13
Coding region: 1-1695 (564 amino acids)
Biological process (GO): positive regulation of anaphase-promoting complex-dependent catabolic process; anaphase-promoting complex-dependent catabolic process; positive regulation of ubiquitin protein ligase activity
Cellular component (GO): anaphase-promoting complex
Molecular function (GO): ubiquitin ligase activator activity; anaphase-promoting complex binding; protein binding
Source: RefSeq, a predicted model, not a curated record